This is a messenger RNA of Pseudophryne corroboree (corroboree frog), 1095 nucleotides long. RefSeq names its product olfactory receptor 52K2-like. The record is from RefSeq and is a predicted model, not a curated record. The transcript has a single exon. Lineage: Eukaryota; Metazoa; Chordata; Amphibia; Anura; Myobatrachidae. Gene Ontology annotation, biological process: G protein-coupled receptor signaling pathway. The coding region runs from base 29 to 1045 and encodes 338 amino acids. Gene Ontology annotation, cellular component: plasma membrane. Gene Ontology annotation, molecular function: G protein-coupled receptor activity; olfactory receptor activity.
UCUGGCCAUGACUUGACCAGCGGCCGCCAUGAACGCCACGCUUUGUUCUCACCAGGAAUUCACCUUGGAUGGCUUCCCAAGCUUCCACAAGAUCAGGCGUCUUCUGUUCAUCCCGUUCUUCCUCAUCUACAUGGUGAUCCUGGUCACCAACGGUCUAAUCAUCCACACAGUGAGGAUGGAGAGCUCUCUGCACGCCCCAAUGUACGUCCUGAUCUCCAUGCUGUCCGCCAUCAACAUCUGCGGCACCACCACCAUCAUGCCCAAGAUGCUCCUCGGGUUCCUCUUCGGACUCAACCGCAUCUCUCUGACUGGCUGCUUGGUGCAAAUGUUCUUCAUCUACUUCAUCAUCAUGAUGGACUGCAACGUACUGCUGAUGAUGGCGCUGGACAGGUACAUCGCCGUCUGCAAGCCGCUGCGCUAUUCCCACAUCAUGAGCAAUCACAGGCUGCUUCAGCUGACCAUCGCGGCCGUCAUACGCAGCGUCUCCUUCGUCAGCCCGGUCAUCUACCUGGCGUCCAUCGUGCAUUUCUGCAGCUCCAACACCAUCCGCCACUUCGCUUGUGAGCACAUGGCCCUGCUGCAUCUGGCGUGCGGGAACAUCUCCAGGAACAAGUUGGCAGGGCUGAGCCUGAGGGUGAUCUCCAUCAUAUUUGACAUGUCAUUCCUCUCCACCUCGUACGGGAGCAUCAUCAGAGCUGCACUAAGGAUCUCCACCGGGACGCUGAGGCACAAAGCCCUGCACACCUGUGGGACCCACGCUCUGGUCAUUCUCAUCGUCUACUUCUUCAGUCUGUCCUCAUCCAUCGUCUACAGGGUGUCUGGCUCAGUCACCCCCGACACCCACAAUCUUCUCAGUGCCAUCUACCUACUCAUCCCUGCCCUGAUCAACCCACUAAUAUACGGCCUGAGGACCAAUGAGAUAAGGUGCAAGAUACUGAGAACAUUAGGCCACAGAAGUCCCUUCACCAACCAGAUAAGAACAAUUGCUGCUGCCUCAAAAGGAGGUUUGGGGACCAGUGGAGGAGAUCCCUGGCCAGAGGGGUGACACACUAGUAGGAUCUGGAGACAUAAGCAGUAGGAUAAAAUGCUUUUCAU